This is a messenger RNA of Puntigrus tetrazona (Sumatra barb), 1990 nucleotides long. RefSeq names its product asparagine--tRNA ligase, cytoplasmic-like. Gene Ontology annotation, biological process: asparaginyl-tRNA aminoacylation. The record is from RefSeq and is a predicted model, not a curated record. The transcript is spliced from 15 exons. Gene Ontology annotation, molecular function: ATP binding; nucleic acid binding; asparagine-tRNA ligase activity. Bases 141 to 1811 code for a protein of 556 amino acids. Gene Ontology annotation, cellular component: cytoplasm. NCBI's taxonomy places the organism in Eukaryota, Metazoa, Chordata, Actinopteri, Cypriniformes, Cyprinidae.
AUAAUCGGAGAAAUAGGCGAAGGGCGGAGCGACACGUGUACUCUGAGUUUAGUCGAAGGAAUCGAGACGGCCGAGCCAUUUAGCGCAUCGUUUACCUGGAAAAAACUGAACCAACUCAUUUGCGGUCCAUAAAGCGUGAUAUGGCGGACAAGGGCGUCGGACAGAUGUCGAUCAAAGAGCUGUAUGUGUCUGAUAAACAUGGCAGUGAUUUGGACGGAGAUGGAUCAGAGCAAAAGCCCUUUAAAACUCCACUCAAGGCACUGUUGUUUGUUGGAAAAGAACCUUUUCCAGUGAUCUAUGUGGACUCGCAGAAGGAAGGAGAGGGUUGGGUCGUUAUCUCUAAGACUCAAAUGAAGAACACAAUGAAGCUCUUUACCCGAGAACAAAUGAAGACUGACAGCAAAGAUAAGAAGGAGGCUGAAGAUGCUGAACGCAGAGAGAAGAAUCUGGAAGAAGCUAAAAAAAUCACCAUCAAGAAUGACCCCAGCCUUCCUGAACCUAAAACCGUGAAGAUUGAUAAGCUGGAGGCGCUCAGAGAGCAAAGGGUGAAGGUGUUUGGUUGGGUCCAUCGGUUACGCAGACAAGGAAAGAACCUCCUGUUUAUUGUGCUGCGUGACGGAACUGGUUUCCUGCAGUGUGUUCUCACGGACAAACUGUGUCAGUGUUAUAAUGGACUGGUGUUGUCUACGGAGAGCACUGUUGCUCUGUAUGGAACAGUGAAGCCUGUUCCUGAGGGCAAACAGGCUCCAGGUGGCCAUGAGCUUCACUGUGAUUUCUGGGAGCUGAUCGGUCUCGCUCCGGCGGGCGGCGCGGAUAACCUGCUGAAUGAGGAGUCCGACGUGGAUGUGCAGCUGAACAACAGGCACAUGAUGAUCCGUGGGGAAAAUGUUUCCAAGAUCCUGAAAGUCCGAUCAGCUGUCACGCAGUGUUUCCGGGAUCAUUUUUUCAACCGCGGAUACUGCGAGAUAAGUCCACCCACUCUGGUGCAGACGCAGGUGGAGGGUGGCUCCACCCUCUUCAGCUUCAACUACUUUGGUGAGAAUGCGUAUCUGACACAGUCCUCUCAGCUCUACCUGGAGACCUGCAUCCCUGCGCUGGGCGACACCUUCUGCAUUGCCCAGUCAUACCGCGCUGAGCAGUCUCGCACCCGCAGACACCUGGCUGAGUACACCCACAUUGAGGCUGAGUGUCCCUUCAUGACCUAUGAAGACCUUCUGAACCGGUUGGAGGAUCUGGUGUGUGAUGUGGUCGAUAGGGUCCUGAAGUCUCCUGCUGCGCCGCUGCUCUACGACCUCAACCCGGACUUCAAGCCUCCCAAACGGCCGUUCAAGAGGAUGAACUACACUGAGGCAAUUGAGUGGCUGAAAAAGCACAACAUCAAGAAGGAUGAUGGGACGUUUUAUGAGUUUGGAGAGGAUAUCCCAGAAGCCCCUGAGAGACUGAUGACUGACACCAUUAACGAGACCAUUCUGCUGUGUCGUUUCCCAGCUGAGAUUAAAUCCUUCUACAUGCAGCGUUGUGCUGAGGACCGUCGCCUCACCGAAUCGGUGGAUGUGCUGAUGCCCAACGUUGGUGAGAUUGUGGGAGGCUCCAUGCGUAUCUGGGACGCUGAGGAGCUCCUGGAAGGGUAUAAGAGAGAGAAAAUCGACCCCACACCGUACUACUGGUACACUGACCAGAGGAAGUUUGGCACGUGUCCCCACGGCGGAUACGGUCUGGGUCUAGAGCGAUUCCUCACCUGGCUGCUGAACCGACACCACAUCCGUGAUGUCUGCCUGUAUCCCCGCUUCAUUCAGCGCUGCCGGCCUUAAUCACACACACACACACACACACACACACCGAAAGAGACCAACUAGGAAAUUAAUCACUCUCUUUUAUUGCUGUAGACCAUAUUUGUAUGUCGUGUUUAAAGAUACACUCAAAAAAUGGUUUAAUGUUGAUUCAUUGAUGCAUAUGAUAAUUGCAUAUAAUAAAUCAGUCCCAUCAUGCA